Molecule: messenger RNA, 1329 nt
Organism: Trypanosoma conorhini
Lineage: Eukaryota; Euglenozoa; Kinetoplastea; Trypanosomatida; Trypanosomatidae
Exons: 1
Coding region: 1-1329 (442 amino acids)
Molecular function (GO): protein binding
Source: RefSeq, a predicted model, not a curated record
AUGAGUGGGGUCCGGGAUCACACCAAUACUGCGCCAGAUCAUUUUGACAUAAACUCGCCGCCGCGGCGACUGCCCCACAAGGCCCCUUUUGUUGAUGAUGAUGAAGAGGUGGAGUUCGUCUCUUACACCCUGGGUGCACCGACUACCGGUUCUGCUCCUGUAAAGCGCAAUGGAACGAUGAAAUUGUGUUCGAUGGUGCCUGAGGAUGAGACGGAGAGUGAAACUAGUAGCAGCCUUGAAAGCAGCGGCGAUGAUGGCGGUGCCUGCGUAUAUCAUGCUGCUGCUGCUGGUGUUGCAAAUAGCACUUCUGCUAGUAGUAGUAGUGGCGGUGGUGGUAACGGGUUGCCCCAGCAGGAAAUUGGCACUGGAUCUACCACGUCAUGCCUGGGAACCAGCAGCCCGUGGAAAACUGAGUUAACUUUGAGCGGGGAGGAGAGAGCGGUUUGCUCCACGGAGGUCAUAGAAGGUGGUGGCGAUAGUGCAGAGAAGAAGCAGGGGAAGAGUUCCCAUAUGUGCAAACUAGCAAUCGAGAACGCAGAUACUUUUACGACAACCGAUGGGACUCCCCGAUUAUGGAAGUCUGACUGUUUCUUUUGUAUUUUAUGCUUUUGUGAUUGCGACACGGUGUGCAGAGUGAUGUUGUUGUGCAGUGAAUUUUAUAAACUUGCUACGCACGACAAGGUCUGGAAAAAUAUUAUCCGCAGCAUGAAUUUGCAGCCACUGCUUGCUUUGCCCAAAACGCCCACGCAGGGGUACUAUCGAUACUUCCUUGACGACAUCAUCACCACAAGGGCUUUGCAUGGCCAAUACUCCUUUAGAGCAAACACUGCAGAGGCACAGUUGGCAGCUGCGGAGCCAACUCGAGGCGGCGACGGCAUGAAAGUGGCGAUGCCGCAGUACUUGCCUUGUUUUGGGGAAAUUUCCAAAUAUCACAUCCAUACGGCAACGCUGAUUUGCUCUCCUGCCUCACUCGGUCAAAUGAACCAUCCGAUUGGCCGAGUGCAACUGCUUAUAGAGUACAUUGACAAGAGCAAAGAGAUGAUAGAGGGCGUGGCACGCUUCUCAUGGCAUCGUAAAUGUUUUGUUUUCUGCUGCAGUUCUCCUGAGUCAGGAAUCCGUGGUCAGGUGUUUACAGUGGCUAUCAGCAGCGUCGAGAAGCCGUGGUGCAACCAGUCAAUGGAGCAGUUCGGGGCGCACAAGGGCGGCCUUCGCUUCGUCAUGGCACCCGUGCUCUUGGAGGGUGCGAUCCCGGGGUCAAAAAUCACGGAGAUGGACCUUGUUAGCGUGAGUUGCCCACCCACAACGAGACAGGGGACGGCAUGGACGUAG